AUGGCCGAGGGAAACAAAAACAAACACGAGUGGAAAUCUCUGGGCACAGGCCCACUAGAACCGGACCUCAACAAACGCGAGUGGGCGGCUGUUCGUCGUCGAUACGAGUGGAGCGAGUCUUACGAGGAGGGUAUUGCUCCGAAAGAUGAGGAACUCGAACUCGAAUUGUUUGGUGAAGAGAAUCACGUGCUCACGGGUCACAACUUUUCAAAGUACGAGGAGAUUAAGGUCACUGUGAAAGGAAGUGAUAUUCGACCGGUGGAAUCUUUUGAAGAGGCUAAUCUUCAUCCCCAAAUGAAGGAAAAUGUGGCACUGGCUAGAUAUGAAAAGCCUACACCUGUUCAGAAAUGGUCAAUCCCUAUGAUCACUGAAGGUCAUGAUUUAAUGGCAUGCGCCCAAACAGGAUCCGGCAAAACUGCCGCUUUCUUGGUCCCAAUAUUAUCGAGAUUAUUCGGCAAAGCAAAGAAACUAGCUGCCCCACGUCCACCGCCCGGUAAGACUCGUGGCUACAAAGCGCAGCCACUAGUCUUAAUAUUGGCCCCAACUCGGGAACUAGCGACGCAGAUUUUCGACGAGUGCCGUCGAUUCACCGUUGUUUAUGGUGGUGCAGAUGCUGGCCCUCAGAGACUGGAGUUGUUUAAAGGUUGCGAUAUCUUGACGGCUACUCCUGGGCGUUUAUGUGAUUUCGUGGAAAGAGGAAUUAUUAGUUUGAGUAGAGUAAGAUAUUUGGUAAUUGACGAAGCGGAUCGCAUGUUGGAUAUGGGUUUCGAAGAUGACGUGCGAAAAAUCGUCUCUAAAUCAGAUAUGGACGAUGUCGCCCGUCAAACUUUAAUGUUCUCUGCCACUUUUCCGAAUCGAAUCCGGACACUCGCAAAAGAUUUCUUACAAGACAAACACUUGUUCUUGACUGUCGGUCGUAUCGGAGGAACGACAAGUGAUAUAACUCAAAAGAUUAUAUUUUGCGAAGAAACCGAUAAGCGAAACACACUCGUUCAACUGUUGUUGACACAGCCACCGUCUCGUACGUUAAUAUUUGUCGAAACUAAGCGAGGAGCAGACUCGCUCGACGCUUUUCUCUACAACCAACAUUUCCCUACGACUUCUAUUCAUGGAGAUCGUACCCAACGUGAAAGAGAAGAUGCGUUGAUUGCUUUCAAAAAUGGACGAUCACCUAUUCUUAUAGCAACAGCAGUCGCAGCUCGGGGUUUAGACAUCAAAAAUGUCAUGCACGUUAUUAACUAUGAUUUAUGUAGCGAUAUUGACGAAUACGUGCACCGUAUUGGACGAACGGCUCGCGUUGGUAACCAAGGUCUGGCAACAACCUUCUACAACAAUUCCAAUGAGGCUAUUGCAAGGGACUUGGUUAGGCUUCUUUUGGAAUGUGAGCAAGAGAUUCCAGAUUUCUUUAAACAGUAUGCUGAUAUCACGUCAUACUCAAAUCAUGGACAGCAACCAACAACAGCCUCUUGGGACAAUAGCAACACUAAUAACAAUAAUACACAAUCCCAAAAUUCAUGGAGCACGCCUGCUACUAAUAAUAACAAUAGUAGUCAACUCCAGACACCGCAACAACCAGCAAAUCAAACUCAGGAUUCUUGGAGUGGUGGUCCUCCCUCCUCGGCACCUUCUAAUAAUUUUUCUAUGCCUGGACAAAAUUGGUCAUCAUCUCCACAGCAGCCAAACAACACUAAUAAUAAUACUAAUACAUAUCAACAAAAUUAUCAGACACAAGUGCCGACCUCAUAUCAACCACCACCACCGCCAGUACCUCAGCAACAUCCUCCAUCUAAUUCACAGUCGCAGUAUUCAUCGCAGUCGCAGCCACCGCAAACACAACAUCCUCAAUUUCAACAAUAUAAUCAAACUGCACCACAACAGCCCCAAUAUCAGAACACGCCGCCUCAAUAUCAAAACGCACCCCCUCAAUAUCCGCAACAGUCAUCUUCACAGAGUAUGCCAUCGCAGCCUCAAUAUGGAGGUGGACCAAUGCCAGGCGGAGGCUAUAAUAACAAUAACGGCCAACCACAAGAAAAUCACAAUAACAACUAUAACGCAAAUGGAAAUAACUCGUCGUAUAGCAACGGAGAAUCUAAGGUUCGUAUGGGAUCCCCUAGUAAAAAGGGUAAUAAUAAUAGUAGUAGUAGUCCAAACCGAACAACACGUUCAAAGUCUCCUAAACACCACCGUAAUCGAUCACAAAAUAGGUUGGAGGCGUCGUGA
Molecule: messenger RNA, 2220 nt
Organism: Ambispora gerdemannii
Lineage: Eukaryota; Fungi; Glomeromycota; Glomeromycetes; Archaeosporales; Ambisporaceae
Source: the annotation of a GenBank genome assembly